This is a messenger RNA of Aplysia californica (California sea hare), 2026 nucleotides long. RefSeq lists its product as uncharacterized. The record is from RefSeq and is a predicted model, not a curated record. NCBI's taxonomy places the organism in Eukaryota, Metazoa, Mollusca, Gastropoda, Aplysiida, Aplysiidae.
CUAUUCUGGCAUGUCAGACAUCGUGGACCACUUCUUUCCGAGCCUUGACCAAGUGGACCGGGGCACCUCCCUGGAGUACAACCCGGUCAACUACUGGAGGGAUCCAAUCCCCUGCCUCACAGAUGAUGAGCUGGCCCUCAUCUCGGAGACUCAGCAAGAGAAAGAGAAGAAAUGACUAACCGAUGAGGAGCCGGUGCCUGACAGGGCGAUAGCCGAGCAGGAUGACUGCUUGCCACAGGGGGAAGGGUACGAAGGGUUGGGGUCUGAGGACUUUUGGGAUAGGUGGAAAUCAGAAGAGCAGAGCCAGGGGGGAGGAAAUUUCAGCAGGAAAUAUAUCGUUAGUACAGAUAGAGAAGAAUGUAUCAGUGGUACAGUGAGAGAAGAAUGUAUUAGUGGUGUGGAUAGUGGGGAAUGUAUCAGUGGUGCUGAUAGUGGGAAAUGUGUAGAUGGUACAGAUAGAAGCGCUGUAUCUGAGGUGUUGCUGGACCAGACUGAUGGUGUUGGGAAUGUGCUCAAGAAAAACAGUCCAGAGAAUGAGACUUUGGUGCAAGGGCUUGGGAAGGUGGCCAUUGACGUAAUUCGGGAUGGUGACAGUGACGUCGUCAUUGGCGUAACUCAAGAUGACAAUGAUGACAGUGACCAGGUCAAGGGUGUAACUCUUGAUGGCAAUAAUAACCGUGGCCUGGUCAUUGGUGUGACUGUAGAUGACUGUGGUGACUGUGACCCGUAUGUUGUGGUGGGUACGGCGGGUACAGAGACAAUGUCAAAUGCUGGUGGAGCUGCUGGAAGAGGUGUGCAGCAAUUGAAUGACUUGGACGGUAGAUUGUGCAACAACUGUGAAAGUCAAGACCAGGUUCCCGAGGGUGAGGAUGUGUCGAGUAUUGUUAAGCGUAACUGUGAUGUUGAGAGAGAUAAGGUGACCGUGUGUGACUCGUGUACGGAGGCGAGGUCUGAGGACAUUGGCGGUCCGGACGAGACAAGAAGCUGUCGUGAGCUGAUGCUUGCGCACGCAAGUAGUUCCACACGGGUAGAUGAUACUUCGUCAACCAAAGGGCCAGCAGAAGGAGCAUCUCCGGAUGCCAAAGCGUAUUGUGAUAAGGAUUCUCGUUCCAUAGAGGGACGGGAUGGACAAGAAUUGUGUUCAGAUUUAGAAUGGACAGACUGUAUUGUUAGUGAUGGUAAUGAUGAUGAUGAACUGAGCGAGAACUGUGAUUCCACCGGAGCUUCUGUCUCACAGAAUGGUGUAACUGCUGUGAAUAAUGCAGCACCUUUUGAUCGUCUUUGCACUGCCGGUGUGAGCAUCCGUGGCUCGGUUUCUAGGAAGCCGUGUUGUGAAUGCAUGAGAAGAAGAAUGGUAGCCGUGGUCGCUGGAGACUGUAGUGUGGAUAGUCUGCGCGUGGCGUGUUCCUGUGGUGUCUACAGUAAGGAUGGCUCCUACUUCAGCCCCAUGUGGGAGUGGACUUUUCCCAAGCUGGAUAGUCCAUUCCUCAAUGCUCUCGAGCCAGGAGACUACGCAGACGCCAUUGAGGCAGCAGCAGAAGGGGUCACCGCAACGACGUCAACAAAUGCGCAGCAGAAGUUGGUGUCGCUGCACCAGCAGAGUGUGGGACGCAGCUCCCCAGUGCCGGGGACGGUGAGCAGACCCUCCUCGCCCCUGCCCCUCUCCUCCUCUACGCAGAUGUGCAACAACAGUGGAGAGACGACCAUCCCGGUGGUCUCCCUGUUUAACCAUUCUGUCAACUUUUGGAUCAUGGAAGUGGACUAACGACCCUGUACAUAAUAUUUCUAUUGUCUUAAAGCCCGGUGCAGUACGUCUUGGGAACUGUUCAGUUUUCAACUUUCAGCAUGAAAGUACCAUAUCAUUGUCAGAGAUUUAAGUACGGACCCCAAGUUUGUCCUCUCAUCUCUGACUGGCUACAUUUUUGCUGAUUAGUGAAAACCAGACAGUUUGUAUGAAAGUCUGCACUUUCCAUAAGCGUUGUGUUGAUGAUCUGAUAACAAAUAAUAAUUAUUUGUUUGUUUGUCU